Molecule: messenger RNA, 2587 nt
Organism: Tachysurus vachellii
Lineage: Eukaryota; Metazoa; Chordata; Actinopteri; Siluriformes; Bagridae
Gene: sc5d
Product: sterol-C5-desaturase
Exons: 5
Coding region: 156-1007 (283 amino acids)
Molecular function (GO): oxidoreductase activity; iron ion binding
Source: RefSeq, a predicted model, not a curated record
CUGAACAGGUAGGACAGCACUGAUUACUGCUCUGCUUAGUUCAUUACACUCAGAUUUUUAUAUUAAUAUGAUUUUGGUAUAAAUGUAGAUAUAUAUAUAUAAUUUUCUGCAAGGCAAAGUCCAGGUAUAUAUCAGUUCAUGUCACAGGAUCAAACAUGGACCUGGUACUGAACUUGGCUGACUCUCAUUUCUUCACUCCGUAUGUGUACCCGACCUCCUGGCCUGAAGAUGAGCCUCUGCGACAGAUCAUUGGGCUGCUGGUGGUCACCAACCUCGGCGCUGCGAUUUUGUACCUUGGCCUGGGAACUUUAAGCUACUACUUUAUAUUUGACCACAAUUUCAUGAAACACCCUCAGUUUUUAGAGAACCAGGUGAGACGCGAAAUAAAGUAUGCUAUGACAUCUUUGCCUUGGAUCAGCAUUCCUACAGUCGCACUGUUUUUUGCUGAAGUACGAGGCUACAGCAAGCUUUAUGACGAUGUUAGUGAAUCUCCACUAGGUUGGUCAGGACUGAUCUUUAGCAUGGUCUCCUUCCUGUUUUUUACCGAUAUGUGCAUCUACUGGAUUCACAGAUUCCUGCAUCACAAACUGAUCUAUAAGAAUUUCCAUAAACCUCACCACAUCUGGAAAGUCCCGACUCCGUUCGCCAGCCACGCUUUCCACCCUGUGGACGGCUUUCUUCAGGGUCUGCCCUACCACAUCUACCCUUUCCUCUUUCCCCUGCACAAGGUACUCUACCUGGGCCUCUAUGUGUUUGUUAAUGUAUGGACCGUCUCAAUUCACGAUGGUGACUACCGGGUCCCUCGGGUGAUGGAGAAAUUCAUCAACGGAGCUGCACAUCACACAGAUCACCACCUGUUCUUUGAUUAUAACUACGGUCAGUAUUUCACGCUGUGGGAUCGCCUCGGAGGAUCGUACAAGCAUCCGUCAGCUCUGAUGGGGAAAGGGCCGCUUGACUGCAACAAGAAGAGUUCAUUAAUGGGGCAUGCUAACGGAAAAGAAGAGUAACUCACCACUGUUUACUGUUUAAGGCAUGUCUUCUUCAUCAAAGAAAUGUGCUGUUAAUCUUGUAGAGCAGGGAUUCUCAAACAUUUUGCAAAAACAAAAAUCAGUUCAAAAUAUCAGAACAUAUUUGUAUUGAAAUGCCAUUAGGUUUAUUAUUACAGUCCUUCAUUUCUGUUUCUGCAGAUGCUUUUCUUUAUAAAACCAUACAUUUCUAGGAACCCAGGGUUUUAAUUUGUUGUUUAAUUUAAGUUAAACAUGUUUAAUUUAAGUUGUAUGCUUUUAAUUUUUUUAGAAAGCUAAACUAAAGCAAUUGUUUUAGAUCUACUUCACAGACCUUUUUUGGGAUCCAGUUUUAAGAACCAAGGCUCCAGAUAAAUCCCUGAGCUUGAACACUAGUAUAUAAAGUUGAAUGCCUUUCAUCAGCCUUUCAUUAAUCUUUACUUUUUAAUGUUGACAAACAUAGGACACCAAGGAUCACCAAAUAAUAUAUUCCUUACCGUUGUCCUUCUCACAUGCAAAUAAUAUUUAUUGUGUGCUGCCUAAAAAUACAAUGAAGUUAUGAAGAUGCCUUAACAGUUAAGACACAUUUCUUACAAACGAUAUGUUUAUAAUUAUUCAUAACAAGCUAGAGAUAAAAUAAAUAAAUCGACUCCACACCAUUUGUAUAUACUCUAUAUGGCCAAAAGUAUGUGGACACCUGCCCAUCUCACACACACACACACGUUUCUUCCCCAAACAGUCGCUAAGAUGUCUUUGUGUACUGUAGCAUUUCAGGUUCCCCAAAACUGUUCCAGCAUGACCGUGCCAUGAAGACAUGGUUUGCCAAGGUUAGUGUAGUAGAGCUUGAAUGUCCUGCACAACCCCACUGAACAUGAUUGGGAUGAACUGGAAGUGCAUUAUGCAGAAUUGAGUGCAAAGUAAAAUUGUCACUAAUUUUAAUAUUCACUUGCUAUUAAAGGUUGGGUAGCGGUGUGUUAAUAGGAAGAAUUUAGGCUGCGUUUUAGAGAAGUGUAAAUGAAAUGUGGAAAAGGGAAUUUUAAAUUAAAUUAUACACUAUAAAUUACUUAAUACUCUUUAAGGAAUAAUGAGUGAAUAAAAGCUGAAAUGCCACAGAGUUUGUUCAUGAUGGGGUGUGAUGUUGGGCAACAAUGUUCUCUUCCGUUAUAUGACGUGUUACUAUAUUGCACGUGUAGUCUUUUGUUAUACACUGCCUCGGCUGAGCAAGUACAUUUACAUGAGGAGAAUUGUUUAAAUUCGACAUUUUUGCCUGAAUUGUAUCAUUCAAUAUCACUUUCUGACAGGUGACCGUUCUGAUGUUUGAGUAUUUCAACAUAUUCAGCUACAUUUCUUACUUUAUUGCGCAUGCGGAUUCCACAUUAAUGUGUUUUAUCCUGUCCAACAUGCAGCAUAAAGCUGAACAACCUCAUCAUUUGAUUAAGAGAUCAAGUUCAAAUGUGUGUGAAUGAUCAUUUGAUCAUUAACUGAUCAUUUGAUUAAGAGAUCAAGUUCAAAUGUGUGUGAAUGACUGAGAGUAUGAUUUAAAAAAAAAUUUAUAUUUCCGAUAUAAAGCUUAUUUUCAUGGA